UCUUUCGUCCGAAACUCGUCUAAGAUGGCGGGUCGAGGUCGAGGAAGAGGUAGAGGACGAGGGUUUUCUUUUGACGUUGGAAUGAUUGGCUUUAAGCGAGGAGAAGCAUUACCUGCUGCAAUACAACAGCCCCCUCCAUUUUAUCCGCCUCUAGAUAUCAAGCCAUUGCCAUUAAGGCAGACAGAUGCCGAUGAAUACAUGCUUGCAUUGAAACAAGAGAUAACAGGGUGCAUGCGUGAACUACCUUAUUUUGUGAAGGCAGAAAUUAAGUCCAAAGAUAUUGAGAGGUUUUCAGACAGAUACAGAGAAAAGAAAAAACAAGGAUUGGACUGGCAACCAGACUGGACAUUAUUUCCAAAUGAGUUGAAAAUAAAGGUGAAAAGACACAGGACUCCCAGGAAUGCAAGACCAAGAAUUGUCAAACAAAUCAAAAAGAAUAGUGCUGGUGUGGAGGCCUUGAAGCAGCUAGAGGAAAUGGUUCAGAAGGAGGUUGAUAAUGAUAAGGCUAAUGAUCAAGAGGAAGAGGGAACAGAAGGAGAGAGUGGAGAAGAAGAACUGGAAUAUGAUGAAGAAGAACAGGAAGAGGAAAAUGAUUACUUGGUGUCACACUUUGAUGAUGACGAAGAUGCCUUUAUGGAAGAUGACGACAUGGAUGAAGGGCCAAUCUACUGAGAUGCUUAACAUCAUGAAGUGGAAGGAGAAAGUACUUGGAGACAGUUUGGUCAGCUGACCUGUUUAGCCAAUUAAGAUUGUGAUAGAUUAAAAAGAGGCUAGAAGGGAAAGGAGUGCAUUAUAAGAAACUGAACAAAGGAUUGGUAGUGAGCUUCAGAUUGAAAUCUAGUGAAGAAUAUCAAAGUUGGUAUUAUUGUGUGAAAGGUUACUUUUUCCCAACUUUUUCUGCUGCUCUUUCAGACAGAAAAGUCCUUAAUUCUCUCAGAGGAUUAAUUUCACAUGGCUCAAUUAAUGCAUAAUAUCUUAAUGAUCAAUCAGAAAAUGAUAGCUGGUAAUAUUUAUUAAAGAAGGGAAGUCAUGAAUGUCAAACAAUUUGCAUAAAUGCACCAGGUGAUGUGGAUAAUGGCAAAUUAAAGCCGGUUGAGUGUAUAAAAACUGAUGAUGAUGAGCUGAUAGAACUUUCUUUUAAAAAGCUUAUCAUCUGAUGACAGGAAAGGAGAAAGAAUUCAUCUGGCCUAUAUGGUGGAAAAGUGAUAGCUGAACCCACUAAAUGUUUUGCAUCUC
Stylophora pistillata is the source of this 1236-nucleotide messenger RNA. RefSeq lists its product as uncharacterized. Gene Ontology annotation, biological process: transcription by RNA polymerase III. Gene Ontology annotation, cellular component: RNA polymerase III complex. The record is from RefSeq and is a predicted model, not a curated record. Lineage: Eukaryota; Metazoa; Cnidaria; Anthozoa; Scleractinia; Pocilloporidae.